Messenger RNA from Aureococcus anophagefferens, 567 nucleotides. It is a transcript of the gene DCD1, whose product is annotated as putative deoxycytidine deaminase. Gene Ontology annotation, molecular function: zinc ion binding; hydrolase activity. The record is from RefSeq and is a predicted model, not a curated record. Bases 1 to 567 code for a protein of 188 amino acids. The transcript has a single exon. Lineage: Eukaryota; Pelagophyceae; Pelagomonadales; Pelagomonadaceae.
AUGGACGCGUGCAAGCGCCCGUCCGAGGUCAGCGAGGCGUCGCCCGCGAGCAAGCCCGCGGCGUCGAGCCGCAAGCGCCCGCGCGACGACGGCGCCCCGCCCGCGCCGAAGCCCUUCCUCGGGCGCGUGAAGGAGAUCUGCGCGAAGUGCACCGACGAUUCCCAGCGCCUGGGCUGGGACGAGUACUUCGCGUCCAUGGCCCUGCUCGCGUCCGCGCGGAGCCCCUGCGAUCGGCUCCACGUCGGCUGCGUCAUCGUCCGCGACCGCCGCGUGCUGGCCAUGGGCUACAACGGCUUCUUUCGGAACGCGCCGCACACAUCGAUCGUGGCGCACGGCCACGAGCAGGCGACGGUCCACGCGGAGGUCAACGCCGUGUCCCACGCCGCGCGCACGGGCAUCGCGCUCGACGGCGCCAGCGCCUACAUCACGCACUACCCCUGCGUCAACUGCUUCAAGACGCUCGUCUCCGCGGGCAUCAAGGAGGUCCGCUACAUCGACGACUACCGCAACGACCCCAUCAACGCCCAGCUGUCCGACGUCGCCGGCGUGCCCAUCGAGCAGCUGUAG